Molecule: messenger RNA, 2257 nt
Organism: Numida meleagris (helmeted guineafowl)
Lineage: Eukaryota; Metazoa; Chordata; Aves; Galliformes; Numididae
Gene: SLC25A16
Product: solute carrier family 25 member 16
Biological process (GO): transmembrane transport
Cellular component (GO): mitochondrial inner membrane
Source: RefSeq, a predicted model, not a curated record
GUGUUGCAGGAUGCUGUGCCAAAACAACCACUGCUCCACUGGAUCGAGUAAAGAUCUUGCUGCAGGCUCAUAACCACCAUUACAAACAUCUAGGAGUGUUUUCUACGUUGUGUGCUGUUCCCAAAAAGGAAGGCUACCUUGGGCUGUAUAAAGGAAACGGGGCAAUGAUGAUUAGAAUCUUUCCAUAUGGUGCAAUUCAAUUUAUGGCGUUUGACCAAUACAAAAAGGCAAUAAAGAAGCACCUUGGGAUUUCAGGACAUGUGCAUCGAUUGAUGGCUGGAUCCCUGGCAGGUAUUACAGCAGUGAUUUGUACUUACCCUCUUGAUAUGGUUAGAGUUCGUCUGGCAUUCCAAGUAAAAGGGGAACACAAGUACAUGGGAAUUAUCCAUGCAUUCAAGAUGAUUUACACAAAGGAAGGUGGUUUUAGUGGGUUCUACAGAGGGCUGAUGCCAACUAUUGUAGGAAUGGCUCCAUACGCAGGUUUUUCUUUUUUUACCUUUGGUACCUUAAAGAGCAUUGGACUUGCUCAAGCACCUAACUUGCUUGGACGGCCUUCCUUAGAUAAUCCUGAUGUCUUAGUUUUGAAAACACAUAUAAAUCUGCUGUGUGGUGGCAUAGCUGGAGCAAUAGCUCAGACGAUAUCAUAUCCCCUUGAUGUAACUCGUAGGCGAAUGCAGUUAGGAGCGGUUCUCCCAGACUCUGAAAAGUGCCUUACAAUGGUGCAGACACUGAAAUAUGUGUAUCAACAACAUGGAAUACGAAGAGGAUUGUACCGUGGUCUAUCACUAAAUUAUAUUCGUUGUAUUCCUUCCCAGGCUGUGGCUUUUACCACGUAUGAACUUAUGAAACAAUUCUUGCGCCUCAACUAAACUUCUUUAAGCUUUAAUGUAAAAGUUAUGUUGGUGAAUAAAUUACUUGAAGUUUAAUAUGUAUGAUACUGUGGCACUGCUGUUGUCUGACAACUUAAUUUUAUUUGCCAAAAUGUGGUUAAUUUCCUGGAGUCAAACUAGGAGACAAUUCAUAAUAAACAUUAGUUAGCGAUAAACAUUUUUUGCACUUAAUCUUAUAGGCUUCGUUAGAUAAAUGUUAAGAAUUGCACAGUUUUAAAAUUACACCCACAUUUUAUACGGGUUUCAAUCUGUUAGUUGUUUAGCUUUAUCACCAUUCCAGGAGUUAAACACAUGAUUAUAUUGCUUUUCAAGCUAGUAGUUAGAUAUCUGUUCUUCCUUAAAAUUUAAAUUAAAAUUAAUUGAAAAAAAUGGAUCGAUUUUCAUAUUCAGCUACUUGCCAGCUCUGUAGAAGCUGAACUCAGUAGACCACAACUUAACCUCCUUUUCUUUUUGCCUUUUGUACAAGUUUUCUGUAUGUUGAGAUCAAAGCAUGUAUCUUUGUGUGGGUACGUAAGAAAGUUUUUUCAGCCUCUUCAAUAAAAAAUGACGAGAUGUAUUUAACAUCAUCAGUAAUCUUGCAAUUUGGAAACCAGUUUCUUUGCAUGCAUUCUAUUCUAAAAAAAAAAAAUCUGUAUCUACACAAAUAAAAAUGGGGAACUUGUACAGUGACAAGUGCUAGAAAAGAUCUUAAGGCAGUUAGCAUGUAAUCUUACAAAACGUUUCUGUACCUUUUCUGUAGAGCUUAGUGUUCUCAAUUCAUUUUAUUGAAGGCUUUGAGUACGUUACAUACUUUGAAGGACUGGCUCUUGUGAACAGGUUUGUCCCUAGUUUAAAACAGGGUGACAAACAAGACUGCAUGCUGCUGCACUUAUGUAUUUAGGCAUAUGGACCAUAUUCAACCUCUGGGGUGUGGAGGAGGAAAAUGAAGAUUAUCUUAGAGUCUGUAUAUGUGUGUAUGCGUUAUUUCUAAAGUAUGGUAUGCAAUAGACUAUUACACUUUUUCUCCUGCAGUUCCUUGUAGAGAGUUAUCGUUCAGACUCGUUUAUACAUAAUUUGCAUUGGUACUCCUGAUUUUAUUCACUUGAAUUGAGAAGCUGUAAAGCAUUUACUUAAGUGAUAUAAGUUAUUUAUUUAUUGCAAUAUUUUAGCAGUGUCCUUUAAGAAUUGGUGGAUUAUAUGAUCAAUUUGCUUAAUUUUGAAAAAAUUGACAGACUGGAUUUUGAGUUAUGUAUCUCAAACCAACUUUUAUGACUCAUUUUUUUUUUUCUAGUUUCUUAAAAGUAUCUGUUUCUUUUAUAUUUAACAAUACAGUUAUGGGCAGAGAACAAGAUGUAUUUGAAUUUAUUUUAUUAAAAAUUUUGAAUGAA